AUGUGGAAUGUAAGUGAUUAUGUCGAUGAUGAUACCCACGCUGUUGUCGUUGUUUAUGAUGAAAUUAUAUCUCUAACUGUGAAGUUUUGGGUAUAUCUCCUUGUUCUCAUUCCUUCAAUAAUCUGCUCAUUGAUUUGUCUUGGCCAUGUUAUUUUCAAUCGAGUUGUACGUAUUACUCUUCAUAAUCAUGUGAUCGCUGUUGUUCUACUCAUUGGCUUAUUUAAUACAGUAACCAUAUAUCCAUGGAUGUUAUUCUUCUUUCGUCAUCAAGGCGUUUGGUAUCGCUCAGCGAUCUUUUGCAUGAUCUGGGCAUUUAUUGAUUGGGGUUUAUACUUUACUCAGACGAUGCUUUUUGCAUGGGCGACAAUAGAACGACAUAUUUUAAUCUUUCAUUCGAACUGGUUGGCAACUAAACAAAACCGAUUCCUCCUACAUUACUUACCUCUCCUUUUACUUCUAAUCUAUUGUUUGACUUUCUAUAUUAUUGUUAGUUUCUUUCCGUUUUGUCAAAACCAGUUCGAUGAUACGUACAUGAUAUGCGCUGCACUUUGUUUUACUGACACUUAUGGAUUGUAUAUGUGGGAUGCAGUAGUUCAUCAAGUCUUACCGAAUGUGAUCAUCGUUGUAUGCAGUAUGGGUUUACUAAUACGAGUUGUCUAUAGAAAAUAUCCUAUGCGUCGGUUAUUGUAUGCGAGGAAAUAUCGGAAAAUGACCAUUCAACUGUUGUCAUUCUCACUUUUAUACCUUCUGUUCGACUUUCCACUAUCGUUAAUGAAUUUGAUGUACUUAUGCGGAUUAGCACCUGAUGUGAGUACAACAUUCUACGAAUAUUUAUUGUUCUUCAACUAUUUAAUGAUUCCGAUGUUGCCAUUUGCAUGUAUCAUAAGCACACCUGGACUCAAACUCAAAGUGAAAACAUUUAUUUCUUAA
This is a messenger RNA of Adineta ricciae, 930 nucleotides long. The record is from the annotation of a GenBank genome assembly. Lineage: Eukaryota; Metazoa; Rotifera; Eurotatoria; Adinetida; Adinetidae.